Lineus longissimus is the source of this 8843-nucleotide messenger RNA. RefSeq lists its product as uncharacterized. Lineage: Eukaryota; Metazoa; Nemertea; Pilidiophora; Heteronemertea; Lineidae. Bases 141 to 7334 code for a protein of 2397 amino acids. The transcript has 9 exons. Gene Ontology annotation, cellular component: nucleus; mitochondrion. The record is from RefSeq and is a predicted model, not a curated record. Gene Ontology annotation, biological process: base-excision repair. Gene Ontology annotation, molecular function: zinc ion binding; DNA-(apurinic or apyrimidinic site) endonuclease activity; phosphoric diester hydrolase activity.
UUUCGAUCAGCUGUCAGUUUCCACGUGUGUUGUGGGAGAUUUCGCUGCGAUUUUCUGCAACAUUCAAAGUAAAAAAUUGAUCAAUAAAGUUUGCCUGACUGUGGAUUUUGUCCCCAUUCUGCUGGGCCAGAGUAUUCACCAUGCCACGGGCGAAGCCGAAGAAGGAGAAAUUACAAGAGACAGUACCUGAGGUGAAGCCGGUUUCAAGAACAGGAAAUAUUGCGAAUGAGCAAGCUACUGCCAUUGUGGAGAAACAACAGCAGAAAUACACAAGUCGAAGGACAGGGAAGAAAUUUGAGGAACCUGAAGGUGUUGUAGAAAGUGUUGUCAUCGAUGAGGAAAUUAGCUUCAGAAGAGCGAGCCUUGGAGUUUACGGGUUUAGUGAGGAGAUAGAACGGAAUAGUCCUGAAACGGUGGUGGAGAAGGAAACAAGUGCUGAGCCAGAUGUUGCAAAGGUAGUUGGUGCAAAAGCGAGGGGUAGGUCGGUUAGGAAAAGCAGAAAGAAAGGACUGGAGGAUUUGGAGGUUGGUGAUGGAGGGGUGACGAGGUCAACAGGUGCUAAAAAGAUGAAAAAGGAUGUGACUAUGGUUCAGAAUGACAUUGAUAAUGAGGAAAACGUAGAAGUUGAUGAGAUUGAAAAGUGUAUUGUGAAGUCAGGGUCCAAUACGAAUAAACUAUCCAGGAUUGGAAAUCUCAGGGCAAAGGUUAAAAAAAGUGCUCUGGGCCAGAAUUUCUUUGAGGUUGAUGCAGAAUGUGAUAUUGAAGACUCGGAGGGUGUUGGAAAAGAGGGUACGACCAAUGGAAAUGUCUGUGUUUCUCCAGACAUUGAUCAAGCUUGUGAACCAAGUGCAGCCAGUCAUUCUCAGAAAACUGGACAAGGAGUGAAGGAUGUUUGGGAGAGUAUCGUAAAAACCACUCGCAAGGACCCUCGCGCUCAGAAACUCAGUUAUAAAAAGAUAAAGAUUGAUCAAAAAGGCAGUAAAAACACUGGCACAGGCUCACAACCGGGGGAGUCAGGCAAGUCUCUCGCAUCUCCUCUGAGUCUGAGUGAGGACACUAAUGGACUCUUCACUGGCAUCCGAACGUACAGUAGAAAGAACUUGUCUGAGUGGAAGAAGAACAGUACUGGCAAUGAUGAAAGUGUGGAAGAAAUAUUAAGUCUACAGGGCCAAAAUUUGACAGAAUCUAACAAAGCAGAAGAAUCUGAGGUUGGUGAUGUUGUUGAGAAAACUUCAGAGGAGGUUGUGGGUAAACAAGGUGUUAAAUCAAGAAGAAAGGGUGGUCCUAAGUCGAAGGAAGUUGUAGAUCAUAAUGACAUUGACGGCCUUGGGAAUCUAGCGGUUGUGAGAGAAGCUGCUGUUUGCAACUCUGACAUAAUCGAAAAUAGUGAUGAGUUGGCAAAGAUUGUAGAUGGUCCUGAAGUUGAAACAUUGUCCCCCAAAGUGCGCAAGACUGCCAGGAAGGGCGCAAACGCAAGAAAAAACACAAGAAAGAUUGAUGCAGAACCGGAAGAUGAAAAUGAAAACCAAGUGGAAGCUGUUGAAUCUCUGGAUCCAGAUCUGAAAGAAUCUUCAUCUCAUUCAGGUGAGACAUCUAGAAAAGGUGUUAAAGGAAGUAUGGCUGGUACUCUUAAAAAGGAGUCUGCAGAAGCGACUGAGACUGAGGGUAAACAGAGUGGGCCCACGAGAAAAAGUGGUAGGCUUAGGAAGACUGGUAGAAAGGCUGAAACUAAACCUGAGGUGUGUUUAGACCAAGUGGAUGACUCUUCUGAGGGAGCUCAGAUAGAAGGUCGUCCAAAGCAUCUGAGUGAAGCCAUGAAGAAAAAUGGUAGAUCAAAUAAAGCUGUUUGCAAGGCAGAGAUUGAACUGAAGGACACCCCAUCAGUAGACAAUGCAUCCAUUGACAAAAUGGAUGGUGAGGAGUCGUGCGAGGUUGUCAAGACGGAGAGUCUGCAUCUGCAUCUGCAGACCACGAAGAAAAGUGGUAGAAUGAAGAGGACCAGCAAAACGGUGGAAGCAGAACAAAGCGAGGCUCCCCCAAUAGAGGAUGCAUGCUUGGACAAGAUGGACAUUGAGGAGUCUGCGGGAGGAACAGUGUCUGAGGAUAAACAUCAGAGUGAUGCCACGAGGAAAGGUGGUAGAUCUAGAAAGACUGGUAGAAAGGCUGCAACUAGCCUAGAAGACACCCCAUCGGUUCAAGCUGUAGAUGAAAUGAAUGUGCAAGAGUUGGUGAAGGCAGCAGAGACUGAGAGCUCUCUUUCUCUUGGGAUUGAGAACACAAGGGAGGGUGGUAGAUCCAGGAAGGGCGGGAAAAAGCCAGAAACCAAAUUGAAAAUUGUACAACCGAUAGAUGAUGCUUGCAUGGACGGAAUGGAUGUUCAGAAGGCAGCAGCCACAGAAGAGGUAACAGUGAUAAAGAUGCCUCAUCCGAAUGGAGUUGAUGCCAAAAGCGAGAGUGGUAAUCCAGUCACAAGUAAUGGUUGUGGAGAGGUUGUUGCAGGACUAGUGGAUUAUCUGGAAUCUGCUGAUAAAAUGCUUGAGAAAGUUGAUUUAUCAUUGACUGUUGAGACAUCAAUUUCGUCUGGGAAGAGUGGCCCUUGCCGAAAGAGUGAUGGUACAGUUGAUGCUGAACCCAAAGUUACUGUACAUGAAGACUCUAAGGAGAAGGAUGAUACUUUUGAAAGACUUGCUGAAGACGAAUGGAUUGCAGAGGUUGGUGCACUGCCUGCAUUGUCAGCAGAAGCAGCUGGUCCUGACAAUUCUUCUCCUUGUGAACCAAUGACUGAAGAUAAGAGUGGCUGCUCUGAAGAGAAUGAUCAAGAUGACAGUAAGUUAGGAGAUCUAGAUGAUACCCUGCCACUCAGAGUGCCAGUUCCUGAUAAUCUAAAUGAUGAUGAUGGUAUUCCGGAGUCUAGUGCAGUAGUUCUUAAGAGAAGUUGUGCAAAUGGUGAGGGCAAUGAGGAAGAGAGUGGUCAACCUAGAAGGAAAACUGCUAAAAAGACAAACACAGAUUCAGACAGUACUAAAGUAAUGAAGGAUGCCUCACCCAGGGUGGAAGAACAGACUGCAGAAAUGGAUACGGUGGUGUCUGAGGUGAAGACUGGUCAAUCUGAUUGUGCAGAGACUGCUGAAAAAAGUGGAAGGUCCAGAAGAAAGGGUAAAAAUGCUGCCAGAGAAAUUGUGGAUGCCCCACCGGUUAAGAACGACCAAGAGAGGUCAGAGUGGAAAAGUACCCCAGCUGAUUCUGCAGGUAUCACGAGGAAAGGUGUAAGAUCCACAAGGAAAGGUAGAAAGACAGACAAGGAAAUUGAGGAUGGUUGUCUCGAGCCGGUGGAUGAGAGAGCAGAAAUAGGUUCACAUGAACCAGAGGUGAAAAGCAGUCCAACUGAUAGCCCUGAGAACAAAAGCAAAGAUGCUGAAUCAAGACGGAAUGAAAGAAAGUGUGAUGGAGAAGUAGAAGCCACCCCACUGGUAUCGGAGGAACUGGGUGAGGUGAAUGUUUCUCAACAACCAGAUAAGGAAAGUAAAGAGAAUACAAUAUCUAUGGAAAAUGCUUCACCCACACUUGAGGAACAGAUGGAAGGAAUGGCUAUGCAAGUUUCAGAGGUGGCGGUGGCUGUGAUGAACUGUGGUCCUUCAGCGGAUGAAAGGAUUGUGAGAAAGAGUGGAAGACGUGGAAAAAAGGGAAAAAAGACUGACAAUUUGAAAGAUGCUGACAACGUUCCAGGUGAACAGAUGGAAAGUAUGGAUACAGAGUCAGUUGAGCAAGCUAUUACUGUACAAACUGAAGUGACUGCUGCAGUGACGGCAACUGGGGAAACGGGCGGUAGGUCCAGAAAGAGUACUAGACAAUCUGCUAAGAAACCAGUGACAAACAAUAAUCAAGAGGUGGGUGACCUGAAAAGUAAUGCAUCGGAUGAGAUUAUUGACAAGGUGGAAGAUGCUGUGAGCGGACAAGGUGAAGAAAUUGAACCCACUAUUGGCCAAGAGAUGGCUGUGGAAGCUGAAGUGGAUUGUACCCCAUUGACUGGUAAAGAGAGUGUGAAAAAGAGUGGUCGAGUAAGGAAGAAACCAAAGAAGAAUCUUGAAGAACAAGCUGAUGUGGUUACUUCACCACUUAAGGAAUUAGACGAGCAGGAAAAAGCUUUGGCGAAAAGUUGUCCUCCUGGAGAAGAAGUAAGAAGAAGUGGUAGAUCAAGAAAGAAUGAUGAAAAGGUGAAAGAAAUUGUUGAAGAGAGAUCACAAGUACGGGAUGAACAUGAUAAAGAAGCAUGUCACCAAGAGACAGUAGAUGUGGUCGCAUCGGAAACGACUCCACCAAAGAGUGAUGAGGAUGUCCAGAGGAGUCGUAGAACAAGAAAAAAUGGUGGUGAAGCCAAAUAUGCAUUGCCUGGUGAGGCAAAAAUGGAGGAUCAGGACAAGACUGCUGGCGUUGAUGCUGACCAGAUCCAGAAGAUACGAAAGAGUGGUCGAUCGAGGAAGAAAGAUGGCAAACAGGAGGGUUUAUCAGUGCCAGCUGACUUAGUUGAGAACCCAAAAGAAGGGAAAGAUAUCCAAGAGGCUGCUGAAGUUGAUCAGUCUGAAGUCAUUGCAGUAGGAAGAGGUAAAAGAUUGCAGAAAAACAGUGUUGAAGCCAAGGAAAAGACGAAUGGCAUUGAAACUCCUGAGGUUCUGGAGACCGAUGUGAAGGGCCCUCUGGAGGCUGCCGAAAUAGAAAUCGCGAAGUCUCUCUGCCAAGUUGUUGAUGAUAACAAUAAUGAGACUUUGAAGCAUGUGGCCAUGGAUGUUGUGGAAACGGUUGAAAAAGCUGUGCAGGAGGACAUACAUUGUGUUGAUAGUAAACGAAAAGGACGAAAAAACAUCAGACGGCAAGAUCUUAAGGAGCAGAGUCAACUGGCAAGUGCAGCAGAUGACUUGUCACUGGGUGUUGAGAAAAUGGUGGCUGUAACUGCACAGAGCACAGUUAGUAACAGUGGCUUUUGCAAUGACAUCCAGACAAUAAAAAAGAGUAGCCGGUCAAGGAAGAAAGGUGGAAAGGCAGCCAGAGAACCACCUAGAUCUGAGCUUCCCAUCAUUGAUGAAACAGAAAGGACAAUGUCUGCUGGAGAUGCAGAGGAAGAUGGCAGAACAGGUGUUGCAUCAGAUGCUUCUGAAGUUGGACUUCGUGAAGUCGUGCCUGGUAAACAGGAUUUCCCUCAAGACCAAGUACCAUCAUUAGUUGAAAAUCUCACAUCGGAUUUGAACAAACGUGAAAGUGUUGCUUUAGAAGCUGAAUGUCAAAUACAAAAUGUCCAGGGUGGUACAAUAGAGGACCAAUGUCAGCCAGCAGAGGUCAAGUCAUCAGGUAUUCAAAGCAAGUCUGAAGUAUUGCACUUGCAGGGGCCACCAGUUGUUCAAAGCUCAAAUCUGGUCACCAAGGUUUCAUCAGCAGGAGUUGCAACUUAUUUCCCAACAAUAGUGAACAUAUCAUCAUGUGAUCUCCAAACUCCCUUGUCUGAUGUUCACAGUGUUACUGAAGGUGUUACUGAAGUUAAACUGCCUGACGUUCCAAGUGAAGAGGCAGUAAAGCUUCGGCAUGAAGGGCCAGUUGCCUCACCAUUUAUGAUGGCACGGAAACAACACAUCAAGACGCAGCCAAUCACACCUCUAGUUCAAGUACCAAUUCUGACUAUAAAGAACGAACCUAUCACCCCAGUCAUCCCUAUCGGAAUUAACGUCAUGGGUACUGUUCAAAAUGUCAAGAAAGAACCUAUUACUCCAAGUUUUCCUGCCCAGCAACAAAGUGUUUUCAGUGCAGGAGAAAAUCUCAAGAAGGAAGCCAUACUCCCAAAUGUUGCUGCCCAGCAGCUGAGACAAGAACUAUUUUCUUCUGAUCAUGUUUGUGACAAAGAGGUGGAAGGAUUGAAUGAUGUCGGACUUGCAUUGCAUGGCAACGGGAAGAGGCGAUUGAUGUCUGAAGAUGACAUGUCACCUGCUGAGUCUUUGAAAGAGUAUCAAAGUGGCUUCUGGGACGUUGUCGAUGGUAACAGUGAACGAGUCGAAAGCUCGACUUUGGAUGUGACUGUUGAUGAGUUGGAUUUGAAUGGGAAUAAUGUUACUGAUCUUAAAGAUGCAGUGGAAGUAGAAGCUGAUGUCCAUGCUGAAGUUGAUGGGACUACUGCUACGGUUGUGCCUCCUAGUGAUGGGUUGGACAGUUCGAAGAGUUGUGAUAGGUUAAGGAAAGUCAUUGGGUCGAUGGCGACAACAGAUCGUGACGCCGUUGAUGAGAUCAUGGAGGAAGACCUUCCAGUUCAAGCUGGUGGGAGGAAACGUGGUGGCAAUCGUGGCAAGGCGACAAAAAGAAAACCUAAUGAAGAGGAAGUGAAGGAGGUCCGGAAGUCCAAGCGUAAUAAGAAGUUUGAAGAGGAGGAUGCAGAGCCUGGUGGAAGUGGCUCAAUUGAGGCAAAGCCAACAAGAUGUUACAAGAUUGGUCCCAGUCGGAAGGAGGAUAUGUACGUUGGAGCCCAUGUUUCAAUAUCUGGUGGUCUCCACAAAGCAGUUGCAAAUGCUGUUGAAGUUGGUGCUCGGUCGUUUGGGUUAUUUCUACGAAGUCAAAGGCAGUGGUCCGUGAAACCAAUCCUGGAUGAAACCGCACAGAAAUUCAGGAAGGCUUGCAAGGACCAUCAUUUCCCGCCUCAUUUGAUCCUUCCUCAUGGCUCCUACCUCAUGAACCUCGGAUCACCCAAACCAGAUCUCCUGCAGAAGAGUCGAGAUCUCCUGGUUGAAGAACUCUCAAGGUGUGAACAGUUGGGACUGGAGCUCUUCAACUUUCACCCAGGAUCCACAGUUGGUGAGACAAGUGUUGAGGAUAGCAUCUUAAAGAUAGCUGAGAGCAUCGAUUGGGCUCAUUCUAAAACAAAGUACUGCAAAACAGUUAUUGAAAAUAUGAGUUGUCAGGGCCACACAAUUGGGGGCAAGUUUUGUGAACUUCGGGCCAUCAUAGACUUGGUGAAAGACAAGAGUCGCAUUGGUGUCUGUCUUGAUACAUGCCACGCAAUGGCUGCAGGAUAUGACCUCGGCACAGAGAAGGGUUUCAACCGAAUGAUGGAUGACUUCACAUCCAUAGUUGGACUUGAUUAUCUUGUUGGUGUUCAUCUUAAUGACUCUAGGGGUGAAGCUGGCUGCCAUAAAGACCGUCAUGAAAACAUAGGGCAGGGACAAAUCGGUCGUGCGGGUUUCAGACGGAUAAUGAAUGACGCACGAUUUCAUAACCUUCCAAUGAUAUUGGAGACGCCAGCUGACAUCGAUGACGUGAUCGAAAUUGAACUUCUCUAUAUGAUGUGCAAAAACAAUUGAGGGAAUGUGGUUGUUGGUUUUGCAAAGGAAAGUUCUGUGAUUUAAAAACUUAAAAUCUCUUUUAGACGAUUAAAUACUUCAGGCAGCAUUGACAGUCCUGGUGUGCACAAACAUGGCAUUGAUGUAGUGAAGUGUAGUGAACGAUUGAAUCUGAAGAAUGGGAUAUAUUUUGUGUUCGAUGGCAGUGUUCUAUGUCAAGUAAUCCCUUUGAAUCCUUGGGUACUGAUUGAUUGUAUGUCGCCCACCUAUCCGGUCUAGCGGAUACUUGAUAACUUGAGUAUUACAUGCGUUUUAUGAGUUUUCCAUUGCAUCGUGCAAUGCAUUCAUAAAGCGGCUCCAUUGAGUACUGAUUGUAAAGUGUAAAACGAAAUCAAGUUAGAAAUGUUUAUGCAUUAUUCUCAUCAACUCAAAAAUGCAACAGGGAAAUGUUGUCCCUGUUAUUGUUCUAUGCAUCUGCCCCCAGUACAUGUAAGUUGUCAGGUUACAGAAUAAGUGGGACUUUCAAAGCUCUUCAGUUCUCGAGUUUCUAGGUAUGCGCUGCUAUUUUGUAAAACUCAGGUUAUCGAAUGUAGGCUAGACCUGCUUAUUUCUGUAAAUUUGUAACAAGAUGAUGUAAUUGAUUUGUUGUUUUUCACUCAAUCUCUUUAUGUCCAUCCUCCCACAGAAGGCCUUUGUAUCGUUCCUUCAAUACACUCAAUCAAUUCCCUGCUGACAUUGGCCUGAUUUGGUGAGAAAACUUGACCAUGACAUCAAAUUUGCGUCGCCCCACUUCCAUGUCUCCAAAUAGGCUGCAGACUAGUGUAGUGUAUGUGACGGACUCAGAUUGGGCCGUCACUUACUGACUGCCACCAGCUCUUGUGUGAGAUCCAAUUUAGCAGAGCUUUGUGUGAAUGUAUUUUACAAAUGAUCCAAAUACCUGAUACGUAUGGGAGGAUGCUUAUAUCGCACACAUGGAUACUUGUUGUAAAUCUUUGGUAAUCAAAAGAGUGUCAUAACUUUUUCUGCUCUUUUACCUUAUAUAAUCGCAUUUUUGGAUAGGCAGUUUAUUUAUAGCCAAGUUAUAGCAUUUAUUGGAACGUUUGGGUUGCAAUAGCCCCAGUUUUCAUUUAAAGCACACGUUAUAUUUUUCUUUCCUGUAAGUUUGGCUUUGUCAAGGAAUUUGGCUGUAGUUUUGUAUGUUAGUUUGAUGUUGGAGUGAAAUUUCUUUUUACUUUGGAAUGGACAGUGAUCUUGAUGGGUUGGGGGGAAGGAGAUGAUGUUGACUUUUCGCUCAAUUGAUCCUCCUUGGGAGGUCAAAAGAUGUUGCAUUUGGAUCUAGAUCUGCCAAAACUCCAUGUCGCAGUGAUUCUGCUUCACUUACUAAUCUCAUUCCAUUGCACAGUUUUUCAUGCGGGUGGUGUUGUUCUCACCUUGUAAAUUGCAUUUAAUUUUAAAGGAAAUAAUCAGUCUAUUUUGUAUACAUGACAUUUAUUACUUUGUUUCGUUUUGUUUAUAGAAUUCAGAAAUAAA